Prorocentrum cordatum is the source of this 2196-nucleotide messenger RNA. Lineage: Eukaryota; Dinophyceae; Prorocentrales; Prorocentraceae. The record is from the annotation of a GenBank genome assembly.
AUGGGCGCCUGCGCCGCUUCCCCGCGAUCCACGGAGCGCCCAGAACGCGCCGAUGCCUCGCCGUCUUCCAGGACGCCAACCCUGCUCAUGCCGGCGAAGGAGAUCAAGCAAGGAGGCAUCGGGCACGCGCAGUUUAUCCUCGACAAGCCGGGUAAGAUCCAGGAUGACGUGUACCACAUGGAGCAACAGACCCUGGGCCAGGGGACUUACGGCUCGGUGUGCAAGGGCAGGCACAAGGUGACCAAGGCGGUGCGCGCCAUCAAGACGAUCCCGAAGGGAAAGAUGCGCAACAUCGAGCGCUUCAAGAGGGAGAUCGCCAUCAUGAAGAUGAUGGACCACCCUGGUAUCGUGAAGCUUUACGAGACGUUCGAGGACAUCGACCAGCGUAACAUCUACCUGGCCAUGGAGCUCUGCGAGGGCGGGGAGCUCUUCGACAAGAUCAUCGCCUCUGGCCGCUUCGCGGAGGUGGAGGCCGCCCACGUCAUGCAGCAGGUCCUCCGCGCGAUCUUCUACAUGCACAUGAAUAGGAUUUGCCAUCGCGAUCUCAAACCCGAGAACUUCCUGCUGUUGACUAAGGAUACUGAGCCCAUACUCAACAAUGUGUUAAAGAUCAUAGACUUCGGCCUCUCCCACGACUUCAAGCCUGGCGAGUUCAUGUCCACCAGGGCCGGGACGCCCUUCUAUGUGGCCCCAGAGGUGCUCACCAGCAGGUACACCGAGCGGUGCGACCUUUGGAGCGCGGGCGUGAUCAUGUACGUGCUCUUGUGCGGCUACCCGCCCUUCAGCGGGAAGAGCGACGGCGAGGUGCUCUCCAAGGUGAAGCAGGGCUGUCUCCACUUCAGCCACCGGGACUGGAGGAACGUCUCCGACGACGCCAAGGACCUCAUCCGCAUGCUGGUGAAGACCAGCCCGCAGGAGCGCCUGUCGGCCGAGCAGGCCCUGCAGCACGCCUGGAUCGCGCAGAAAGCGCCCAAGGCUGCCAGCGUGACCCUGGAGGAGAAGCUUCGUGGACAGGCUCCGGGCCUUCCGGGCGCAGAACAAGUUCAAGAAGGCGGUGCUCCACGUGAUCGCGGGGCAGCUGAGUUCCGAGCAGAUUCGGGGCCUGCGCAACAUCCCGGACGACGUCAGCCCUGUGUACCAGACGAGCUCGAUCCACACCGCCGCCCGUACCAGCACCCGUGAAAGCGUGCAUCGAACAGGUCUGAUACAGAUGACACGAGCGCCCAAUUCUGUUCUCGUGACCGUGCGCUCGACCUCUGUGCGCGGGCUGGCGCCGUCCGGUGCGUCUACACGUCGCUGGACGCGAACGGCGACGGGCUGCUGACGCUGGCGGAGCUCAGCGGGGGGCUGCAGCAGGCCGGGCUGGAGGUGGGCGGGCGGGACUUGCAGGAGCUCGUGGAGAGCAUCGACGCGGACGGCAGCGGUGUGAUCGACUACACCGAAUUCCUGGCGGCGACCCUGGAGCAUCGCCAGUACAUCCAGGAGGACGUGUGCCGGAACGCCUUCAGCGUCUUCGACCUCAACAGCGACGGGAAGAUAUCCCGUGAGGAGCUGCGGAGGGUGCUCAACUCUGGCAGCGAGAGCGUGACCAGGAUGACCGAGAGCAAGAGCAUGGAGCUGGUCUGGAAGGAGGUCGACUCCAACAACGACGGCUCCAUCGACUUCGAGGAGUUCCUGGCCAUGAUGCGGGGCGCGGGGGAGGGCCUCUGACGUGCGAGGCGCGCCCCGGGGCAGGCUCGGCCCCGGGCCCCGAGGGCGCCCCCCCGGCGCCUGCUCUCCGCAGUGGCCCCUCCGGCGGCAGAGGUCGUGGGCCGCGCACUGCCCCCCCUGCAGUCGCCGCAGUACCUCUGCAGCACCCUCAGAGUACCCUCUGCCCGUUUCCUGCAGGGGGGGCCCUGCAGCAGUGGCACCGGAUGCGUGCCCGCUCAGGCCGCUCCACACGCCGAGCGGUUUUCGCCACGAGCGCGAGCGAGCCGCCCAAUGACAGCGGCUCGACGUGACAAUCGCGGUGGUGCUUCGCCUGCCCUGUGCCCCCGACGCCCCCGAGGCUCGCCUCGAGAGGGAUCCGGGCUGUCAGCUGAAGGCAUCUCGAUGAGGGGGUCGCGCUGAGCAGAUUGUUUUUAACAUGUCGGAGGGCCGGGCACAAGCCACCCGGGCGCCCCCGCGGCGCGGACCCCCUCCCCCGAGAUGAGCGCC